AGGAAUCAACAACGUUGCUAUCCGGCACCUGCAGCAGCACCCGCAACAACCACAGCGACAGCUUCCGCAACGCUUGGCUCAACUCGACGGAGACGCCAAAGUUCGUUAAUUCGUCGCCUAUUGAGCUUAAUGAAGCGUGGAAGGCAUGGAGAAAACGAGUUGGAGAUGCCAGAGAUUGUGCCGGCCAGUGAGAAUAUUGCUGUCCAUUUUCAGGCCAUUGUUGUUGUUGUGGACAAGGCUAGCGGAGCAACGGAUCAUCAAUUGUGCUUAAAUGCAGAUGAUGAUGGGAAUGAUGAUGAUGAUCAGGUGAAAACUGUGACGUAAUGCGAUUUUAUAGUUAUAACCAAACACACAAACACACACACACACACACACACACACAC
Messenger RNA from Drosophila willistoni, 383 nucleotides. RefSeq lists its product as uncharacterized. The transcript has a single exon. The annotation marks the transcript as partial. NCBI's taxonomy places the organism in Eukaryota, Metazoa, Arthropoda, Insecta, Diptera, Drosophilidae. The record is from RefSeq and is a predicted model, not a curated record.